Molecule: messenger RNA, 2157 nt
Organism: Elephantulus edwardii (Cape elephant shrew)
Lineage: Eukaryota; Metazoa; Chordata; Mammalia; Macroscelidea; Macroscelididae
Gene: HNF1A
Product: HNF1 homeobox A
Exons: 9
Coding region: 202-2157 (651 amino acids)
Biological process (GO): liver development; positive regulation of DNA-templated transcription; pancreas development
Cellular component (GO): nucleus
Molecular function (GO): RNA polymerase II cis-regulatory region sequence-specific DNA binding; DNA-binding transcription factor activity, RNA polymerase II-specific
Source: RefSeq, a predicted model, not a curated record
GGGGCCCUGAUUCACCGGCCGCUGGGCCAGGGUUGGGGGCUGGGGGUGCCCACACCGCUCAGCUAGACGGGCUUUUGGGGGGGCUGCUGUGGGUGCGAGGAGCCUGGCUUGGGCCCACCAGGCCGCCGGCAGGUGGACGCCCACGUGGCGGGAGCGCCUGGUGGCCCUGGGCCGUGUGGCCCCUGUACACGGACCGGAGCCAUGGUUUCUAAACUGAGCCAGCUGCAGACGGAGCUGCUGGCGGCCCUGCUCGAGUCCGGCCUUAGCAAAGAGGCGCUGAUCCAGGCCCUGGGCGAGCCGGGGCCCUACCUGCUGGCCGGGGAUGAGCCCCUGGACAAGGGGGAGACCUGCGGCAGUGGCCGCGGGGAGCUGGCCGAGCUUCCCAAUGGGCUGGGGGAGACGCGGGGCUCUGAGGAGGAGACAGACGAUGAUGGUGAAGACUUCACACCGCCCAUCCUCAAAGAGCUGGAGAACCUGAGCCCCGAGGAGGCGGCCCACCAGAAGGCGGUGGUGGAGACCCUGCUACAGGAGGACCCAUGGCGGGUGGCCAAGAUGGUCAAGUCCUACCUGCAGCAGCACAACAUCCCGCAGCGGGAGGUGGUGGACACCACCGGCCUCAACCAGUCCCACCUGUCCCAGCACCUCAACAAGGGCACCCCGAUGAAGACGCAGAAGCGCGCCGCCCUGUACACCUGGUACGUCCGCAAGCAGCGAGAGGUGGCCCAGCAGUUCACCCAUGCAGGCCAGGGUGGGCUGAUUGAAGAGCCCACUGGCGAUGAGCUGCCAACCAAGAAGGGGCGAAGGAAUAGAUUCAAGUGGGGGCCGGCAUCCCAGCAGAUCCUAUUCCAGGCCUAUGAGAGGCAGAAGAACCCUAGCAAGGAGGAGCGGGAGACACUAGUGGAGGAGUGCAACAGGGCCGAGUGCAUCCAGAGAGGUGUGUCUCCAUCACAGGCACAGGGGCUCGGCUCCAAUCUCGUCACCGAGGUGCGUGUCUACAACUGGUUUGCAAACCGGCGCAAAGAAGAAGCUUUCCGGCACAAGCUAGCCAUGGACACAUACAAUGGGCCACCACCUGGGCCAGGCCCUGGCACUACGCUGCCUGCCCACAGCUCCCCUGGCCUGCCCCCACCUGCGCUCUCCCCCAGUAAAGUCCAUGGUGUGCGGUUUGGACAGUCUGCAACGAGUGAGGCGGCAGACGUGCCCUCCAGUAGUGGGGGUCCCUUGGUGACGGUGUCCACACCCCUGCACCAAGUGUCCCCCACGGGCUUGGAGCCCAGCCACAGCCUCCUGAGCACUGAAGCCAAGCUGGUCUCAGCAACAGGGGGUCCCCUGCCCCCCGUGAGCACCCUGACAGCACUGCACAGCCUGGAGCAGACGUCCCCCGGCCUCAACCAGCAGACUCAGAACCUCAUCAUGGCCUCGCUCCCGGGGGUCAUGGCCAUCGGGCCUGGUGAGCCUGCGUCCCUGGGCCCCACCUUCACCAACACAGGCGCCUCCACCUUGGUCAUUGGCCUGGCCUCCACUCAGGCCCAGAGUGUCCCGGUCAUCAACAGCAUGGGCAGCAGCCUGACCACCCUGCAGCCGCUGCACCCGUCCUACCAGCAGUCGCUCAUGUCCCCCGUGCAGAGCCAUGUGGCCCAGAACCCCUUCAUGGCCACCAUGGCCCAGCUGCAGAGUCCCCACGCCCUCUACAGCCACAAGCCCGAGGUGGCCCAGUACACCCACACGGGCCUGCUCCCUCAGACCAUGCUCAUCACCGACACCACCAACCUGAGUGCCCUUGCCAGCCUCACGCCCACCAAGCAGGUAAGGCCAGGCUCUGAGGAAGCCCCCCACCCCCAGCACCAAGUCUCCGGGGCUGAGGCACCUGCCAUGUGCCUCCAGGUCUUCACCUCGGACACGGAGGUCUCCACUGACUCUGGGCUUCACACGGCCGUGUCCCAGGCCACCACCAUCCACAUCCCCAGCCAGGACCCCGCCACCAUCCAGCACCUGCAGCCCUCCCACCGGCUAAGCACUAGCCCCACAGUGUCCUCCAGCAGCCUCGUGCUGUACCAGAGCUCAGACUCCGCCAGCAGCCACGGCCACCUCCUGCCGGCCAACCACAGCGUCAUCGAGACCUUCAUCUCCACGCAGAUGGCCUCUUCCUCCCAGUAA